Molecule: messenger RNA, 3273 nt
Organism: Amblyraja radiata (thorny skate)
Lineage: Eukaryota; Metazoa; Chordata; Chondrichthyes; Rajiformes; Rajidae
Product: ubiquitin carboxyl-terminal hydrolase 2
Exons: 14
Coding region: 392-2254 (620 amino acids)
Biological process (GO): protein deubiquitination
Molecular function (GO): cysteine-type deubiquitinase activity
Source: RefSeq, a predicted model, not a curated record
ACACAUUAUGAGUUUCCUGCUUCAUCGAGGGCUUCUGGUUGGAGAAGACUCGGAAUGCUUUUGUAGGUACAAACUUGUCCACACUUUGCUUUAUGAAGUCAGUGACAAGUGUAGCAUAUUCAGGUCCACUGAUGAAUCCUUGAACAUGACCCAAUCCACUGACUUGAAGCAGUCCUAAAAGCGUUCCUCUGUCUCCUUUGUCCAGCUCUUUAAGGUCCUCUUGCUCUUCAUUCCCUGUCUUUAGGCGGGAAGAAGAAGCACAGCCGGGUGGUGCGAUGUUCCAAAUGCAGUUGAUCAGCAUUUUGAUGGGAAAGAAAAGAAUUUCACUCAUCACCCUCUAAACAAUCAUUGAUACUGUCUGUUGCUUCCUUCAGCCUCACCGUGAUGAGAGAUGCCUCAGCCCUCUUCCCUCCGCACCCCUUACCCUGCCCCCCUCGGCUCCGCUCCCCUGACCCCCAAGCCCAGCCGUCGGCCGCUGCUGAUCUCGGUGGGUACGGAGCGGGUGGGGCCACGGUCGGUGGGGACCAGCCACACCUCGCCGGGCGGGCGGCUGUCUGUCAUGACCCCGGCCAAGCCUCGGCCUCUGCCACCGGGACCGGGGCCCCUGGACGAGCGGGGCAGGAAGCUGGAGGCCAAAGCCCGGGGGCAGCCCCACACGGCCCAGCCCUCCACCAGACGUGGCCCCCUGCGUGCUGACCACUCGCUGGGGCUGAGGCUCUCUCAGCCUUCCACUGCCCCUGCCCCACCUUCCUCCUCCUCCUCCUCCUCAUCCUCCUCCUCCAGCCCGCCCUCACCCGCCACCUCGCCUCCAGCCCAGCAGAAGCCAGGCCGUGUCCGGGGGUCCCGGGGAGCCCCCCUGAGCCGCUGCUCUCAGCUGCGGGACCCACGGGAGGUGCAGGAGUGCCUGCAGAAGCUGCCCAGCACGGAGCCGCGGCGCUCGCCCUCGCUGGGACGGCUGGAGGGCCGGGACCGGCCCCCCAUUCUCCGCCGCAGCUCCUCGCUGCGGGGACUGCCCCAGGAGCCCGAUGCCAGGCCACCCGGCGCGGGAGGGGCGAGUGGGACGUUUCGCUCCGGCCAGCUGGACACCCUGCCCGGGACCUCCCACACCACGAACGGCUCCCGACCAACAGCCCGCAGCGGGCACCGCCUCGCCCCCGAGCAGCAACGGACGUCCAAGAGGGACUCCAUCUUGCCCAUUGGCAACGGUCAAAUUGGGCUCAGGAAUCUCGGAAAUACGUGUUUCAUGAACGCUAUUCUCCAGUGUCUGAGCAACACCAGGGAUCUGCAGGAGUACUGCAUCCGGAAAGAAUACCUGCUGGAUGCCAAUGGAUCGGGAAAGAAACACUGCGAGCUGAUGGAUGCCUUUGCUGACCUGGUGGUUGCUCUGUGGGAUCCCGCCAGCUCUGGUUCUGUCUCCCCACUCCGCUUUCUUCAGACGUUCCAGAGGUUUGUUCCACACUUCAUGGGCUACAGUCAGCAGGAUGCUCAGGAGUUCCUCCGCUUCCUCAUGGACUGGCUCCACAUGGAGAUCAACCGUAAAUCCCGCAAAUCUCCCAGCAUCAUGUCGGUGUCGGGGAUCCGGGGCUCCACCAGAGGCGUGGAGCGAAUGCGUGACGACGAAAAAUCAAUCCAGAUGUGGAAACGAUACUUGGAGCGGGAUGACAGCAAAAUCGUAGAUCUCUUUGUGGGUCAGCUGAACAGCACGCUCGGGUGUACCUCGUGUGGCCACAAGUCCAGCACCUUCGACGUGUUCUGUGACCUCUCACUGCCUAUCCCAAAGGCAUCAGUGUCCAGCCGGGUGUCGCUGGCCGAGUGCCUCAACCUCUUCACUGCAGAGGAGGAGCUGGACACCGAGAAUGCUCCGAUGUGCGAGAGGUGUAACCAGAGGAAGAGAAGCACAAAGAAGUUAACUAUCCAGAGAUUCCCCAAGAUUCUCGUUCUACACCUGAAUCGUUUUGCUUUCAGUCGCUAUGCGAUUAGGAAAUGCACCACCUUUGUGGACUUCCCGUUGUACGGGCUGAGUUUACGACACUACUCUGCAGAGAGAGCUGGUAACGGCGUGUACGACCUCUAUGCGGUCUGUAACCACACCGGCACUGUAAACGGAGGGCAUUACACGGCCUACUGCAAGUCCAUGGGCAAGUGGCACGUCUACAACGACUCCAGGGUGUCGCUAAUACAGGACAACCAAGUUGUAUCGAGUGAGGCCUACCUGCUGUUCUACGAGCUGGAGCAGGGUGUGGGGUCGCGGUGAGGUGGGGGGUGGAGGGGGGGGGGGGGGGUGGGGAGGUGAGGCCGAACCCGUGUGCAGUCGCCGAACCUCGGAGCUUUAGCAGAGGCAGAGAGAGAGAGAGCAGCAGAUUACAGUAAAGGCUUUGGACAGGAGCGUGUGUCUGCCUCGUCUGACUGGGGGAGGGGCUGUGGGUCACCGGGGGAGGGAGGGGAGGGAUGGCGGGUCCCUGUCACUGCAGCCACCUCGAACUCUGCCCCUCCACCCCAAACCAGCCAUCGCCCGUCCCCACACUGUGUCCCCCUCACUCCUCACCCCCCACCUUUGGCCCCAGUCACCCAUCCUGGCCCUCGUGAUCCCCCUCCCCCUAGUUCUUGACCCCCCUCCCUGGUCACGACCCCCGUUACUGACCCCCUAAUCGUGGUCACUGACCCCUGACCUCAGUAAUAAAUCUACUCCACCUGGACCAGCCCUGGUCACCCACCCCUUACCAGGGUCACGGACACACCACCCCCUCGUCCCCGGCCCCUCGCCACUGGUCACCCACCCUGACCUAAUGCGCUGACCCCUUCCCCUGUCAGCUCACUACCCCACCUUUGCCAUGCACUAACCUCGUCUCUUUCUCCUAUACACGGGUCUAUUAACGGUUUCUCUUCCCAUCUCCAUCGCCUCCCCCUUCUCUCCUUUCUCCCUCUCCUUACCUCCCACUCAUUUCCCCCUCCUCCCUGCCACUCCUCCACACUCCUCUGCCCCCUCCUCCCUCUUAGUCUCUUUUCCCUCCCACCCCAACUCUCCCCUACCCCUCACUGCCCCCCACUCCUCUCGCUCUCACUUUCCCUUUCUCAUUUCUCUCUUCCCCUGCUCUCUCACUUUCUGCCUUUCUCUCUCCCAUCCCCAUGCUCUCUCUAUCUCCCACUCUGCCACUCUCCCGUUGCCCACAUUGUUUUCUGUAAAUAUAACUGGGCAACUGUAAAUAUUGUAAUAGACUCAAACUGUACAGAAAAAUGCCACACACAAAAUAAACUAUUUUACAUUUUUGCCUG